CUGGGGAAGGUGAUUCGGAGGCCCCCGCUGACGGAGAAGCUGCUGAGCAAGCCCCCGUUCCGUUACCUGCACGACAUCAUCACCGAGGUGAUUAGAAUGACUGGUUUCAUGAAGGGCCUCUACACAGAUGCCGAGAUGAAGUCUGAUAAUGUGAAGGAUAAAGAUGCAAAAAUUAGCUUCCUGCAGAAGGCCAUCGAUGUGAUCGUCAUGGUGUCGGGAGAGCCACUGUUGGCAAAACCAGCCCGCAUCGUGGCCGGGCACGAGCCCGAGAGAACUAACGAGCUGCUCCAGACUCUGGGGAAGUGCUGCCUCCACAAGCUCUCCAGUGAUGACGCGGUGAAGAGAGUGCUGGCUGGAGAGAAGGCGGACGUGAAAGGGAGAGCCUCGCUGACGUCCAGGCCCCAAGAGUUGGAUAAUAAGAAUGCGAGAGAAGAAGGGUCCAGAGUUCAUAAAGAUAAGGAGGAUAGAAAAAACUCUGAAAUAAAAGAGAGAAAUACAAGCAGUGAUCAAAAACAGAAGGAAGAGCCGAGAGAAGAAAGCAAGCCAAGAGAAAAAGAGAGGGACAAGGAGAAAACCAAGGACAGUGACAGAGACAGGCACAAAGAUCCGGAGAGAGAAAAGCAUCGGGAGGGGGACAGAGAAAAAGCCAAAGCCAGGGCCAAAGAGCGCGACAGGGACAAAGACAGAGGCACCAAAGAGCGGGACAAGGACUGGGAGCGGGAGCGGAAGAGGGGAAGGACAAGGAGAGGCCGAGGGACAGGGACAGAGAGCGCGAUCGGGACAAGGGGAGGGACAGGGACAGACGGAGAGCGAAAGACACGGAGCACUCCAGGGACCCUGACAAGGAAAAGAGCAGAGAGCAUGAUAAACUGGAGAAAAAGCCAGCAAGCUCAGGGGAGAUGUCUAAAAAGUUGGCAGAUGGAUCUUUUAAAGACUUCAAAGCUGAAACAGAGACCGAGAUCUCCACCAGAGUGUCCAGGUCAUCAGUGACAAAAACAUCAAAACAGCGAUCCAAAAGUUCCGUGGAAGACCCGUAUAGCGAGGACGCGGCCUGUGCAGUUACACUGGCCUGUGAUGAGUCUUUUGAAGGGAAAGUGAAUCCAAGAGCAACGGGUGACUCCACUAGCGAUGCAGAAGCAGACGUUGGACCUCCUGGCCAAGACAAAUCCGAGGUGUCAGAGCAUUCCGAAAUCCCCAACGAGAUGUCGGUCAGCGUCAGAAGAAUCCCUCGGCCCAGCAGUGCAAGACCAGCACCUCCUCGGGUCAAGCGACAAGAGAGCGCGGAAGCGUUAACAGUAGAGCGGACAGGGAGUAGUAAAACCGCGUCAAAUGUGAUUAUAGAGUCACAGAAUUCUGACAACGAAGAGGAUGAGCAGUUUGUGGUAGAAGCUGCCCCUCAGCUCUCUGAAAUGUCAGAAAUGGAUCUGGUACCAGCAGUGGAACUGGAAGAAGACGAGAAGCACGGUGGACUUGUGAAAAAAAUUUUGGAGACGAAGAAAGAUUAUGAGAAAUUGCAACAGUCACCGAAACCUGGAGAGAAGGAGAAAUCGCUGGUCUUUGAGUCGGCAUGGAAGAAGGAGAAGGAAAUUGUGUCCAAGGAGAUCGAGAAGCUCCGUGUGUCCAUCCAGACCCUGUGCAAGAGCGCGCUGCCCCUGGGGAAGAUCAUGGACUACAUCCAGGAGGACGUGGAUGCCAUGCAGAACGAGCUGCAGCUGUGGCACGGCGAGAACAAGCAGCACGCAGAGGCCCUGCGCAAGGAGCAGAGUGUCACAGACUCUGCCGUGGAGCCCCUGAAGGCCGAGCUGGCCGAGCUGGAGCAGCUGAUCAAAGAGCAGCAGGACAGGAUCUGCGCCGUGAAGGCCAGCAUCCUGAAGAACGAGGAGAAGAUCCAGAAAAUGGUCUACAGCAUCACCUUGACCUCGAGAAGGUGAACGCCUGAAGUUCCGGAGACGGGAGUCGCCGUCGGUUGGAAAAAAGAAAGGGAGACGGAAACCAUCCCUCGUUACGUGCCGGCCUGCUCCGGCGUGAACGGUUACCGCGCCCCUACCCGGCUAGUGUCGGGGCUCGGUGUCACGGGUGCCGAGACCGUGGCUACGCCUCCUCCCAGCUGGGACCCCCUCGUUAUAAAGAGCUCUCAGACCGUGCCCUUGUAGACGUUCUUUCCUGCCCGCUCCUUCUGUCUCUGCCGUAGCCUCCGCAGCCCUGUUCCAGAACUCUCGCAGGUGAGUGGACCGGCGUGCCAGGGAAGCAGCCGUCCUGCACUGCGGCUUCUGCGUCUAGUGAGGGCCCGGGCAGCGCUCAGUGAGGGUGGUGGCACUUGCAAUGCGGGAGAAGGGAUGCGUCGUAUUUCUCGUCAAUUGCACUGCAGAGGGUGUAGCCUGAACCCUCCUGAGCGACAGAAGGUACACAUCAGUGAUUUCCUUUCUAACCUCUUUUUAAAUGCACUCUUCAUGUGAUUCUCUUACCGAGGCCUACUGUCUUUUGCUUGUGUUUUCAGCCCUUGAAGUUGGUACAUUUAAAAAGGAGAUCUCAAUGUGCCCUGUGCCCACGUGGUCGGGGUGACACAGGCCUCAGAGAUUUGCCCUGGUCGACACUUGCGGGGCUCCGCUGGGGUCCUGCCCCCAUGAGGCCUUGGCGUCGUUUCUUCUCCACACAGUGUCGCUCCCCGGGGGUGACAGGGCGCCUGGGAAAAGCUGCAUAAGGAGUAUUUAAAAGGAGGCACCUGCUUACAAAAUUUUUAAUGUUAACCAUUU
Molecule: messenger RNA, 2753 nt
Organism: Tupaia belangeri chinensis (Chinese tree shrew)
Lineage: Eukaryota; Metazoa; Chordata; Mammalia; Scandentia; Tupaiidae
Gene: IFT54
Product: intraflagellar transport 54
Biological process (GO): intraciliary transport; cilium assembly; regulation of microtubule cytoskeleton organization
Cellular component (GO): intraciliary transport particle B; ciliary basal body; axoneme
Molecular function (GO): microtubule binding
Source: RefSeq, a predicted model, not a curated record